Molecule: messenger RNA, 931 nt
Organism: Polypterus senegalus (gray bichir)
Lineage: Eukaryota; Metazoa; Chordata; Cladistia; Polypteriformes; Polypteridae
Gene: ube2b
Product: ubiquitin-conjugating enzyme E2B (RAD6 homolog)
Exons: 6
Coding region: 143-601 (152 amino acids)
Biological process (GO): protein polyubiquitination; proteasome-mediated ubiquitin-dependent protein catabolic process; DNA repair
Cellular component (GO): HULC complex
Molecular function (GO): ubiquitin conjugating enzyme activity
Source: RefSeq, a predicted model, not a curated record
CCUAGCAGUUUGUGACGUCAGCCUAGUUGUUUGGAAGAAGGAGAAAAAUAAAAGAGCUAAAAGAGGGGCUAGUGGAUCUGCUUUUGCCGGUUUUGGACUCGCUUUUACGCAGAAUAUUGUGUAAGCUAAACAUCUGGGAGAUAUGUCUACGCCAGCCAGGAGGCGACUAAUGAGAGAUUUUAAAAGGCUCCAAGAAGACCCUCCAGCUGGUGUAAGUGGAGCACCUUCAGAAAACAACAUUAUGGUAUGGAAUGCAGUAAUAUUUGGGCCUGAAGGAACACCAUUUGAAGAUGGAACAUUUAAGUUAGUGAUAGAAUUUUCUGAAGAAUACCCAAACAAACCUCCAACAGUCCGAUUUAUCUCAAAAAUGUUCCAUCCCAAUGUGUAUGCUGAUGGAAGUAUAUGUCUAGAUAUCCUACAAAACCGCUGGAGUCCUACAUAUGAUGUUUCAUCUAUUUUGACCUCUAUUCAGUCACUCUUGGAUGAACCCAAUCCCAACAGUCCAGCCAACAGUCAAGCCGCUCAACUGUACCAAGAAAACAAACGGGAAUAUGAGAAAAGGGUAUCAGCGAUUGUAGAGCAAAGCUGGAAUGACUCCUAACAACAACGAAAGUACUUCUCACCACUGUUAGAAACUCAAAUCUUUCAUUUACCUCAUUGAAAGAAAAAGUCAACAAAGAGUGCCACAGAUUUAAAAAGUGACUUUAACUUGCUUGCCAACUUGUUUGACAAAUAUCAACCAUUGAAGUUUGUGUUUUUAAUUUGUUCUUUUUAUUGCAUGAUGUGAAAUAAGUUAUUGCUAACAAUGUGUAAUAUAUCUUUUUUUUCUUUGUUGAAUUGAUGCUGUUACUGUUCAUUUUCUACAAAAUCAUUUUAAUGUUUCUGUUCAAUUCUGACUGGAGUAUACUGAUUUGUCAGAUUUUUUUUUUUU